Molecule: messenger RNA, 1226 nt
Organism: Protomyces lactucae-debilis
Lineage: Eukaryota; Fungi; Ascomycota; Taphrinomycetes; Taphrinales; Protomycetaceae
Product: kinase-like domain-containing protein
Exons: 1
Coding region: 23-1186 (387 amino acids)
Biological process (GO): mitotic DNA damage checkpoint signaling; protein phosphorylation
Cellular component (GO): nucleus; cytoplasm
Molecular function (GO): protein serine/threonine kinase activity; ATP binding
Source: RefSeq, a predicted model, not a curated record
UCGACACUCACCAAACACAUCCAUGGAGCAAGCAGAAGACGCCGAUGUCUGCCCUCCUCUCCAGAGACUACACAUAGCAACGCACCCUACACCAACAACACCAGCAUCCAUGUCUUCUUCCAAAAUUAACAACAAUUAUCAGUGUGGUAGUCCAAGCGCAUACAGCGAUACCUCCUCUCAACCCUCCCCUGAACUAUCCAGUACCUCUUGGGUCUCACAUCCCUCCCCGGCGCGUGCACAACAGCAGUUACAGCAAAAAAGGGAAGAAGCGCAGCACCAUCGACGUGUUGUGAGUUUGGAGAUUCACAAAUACCUGGCCUCUCUGGAUGCUGAAGCAGCCUCAACGCCUUGUGUGGAGAAGCUUGAGCUCGGCGCAGUCUUGGGUGAAGGCGCACAAGCAACAGUGAGGGAAGCGCAGUAUGCAGGACACACUGUCGCUGCGAAAAGUCCAAGGAGUAAAAUGGCGAUCGCUGCAUUAUACAGGGAAGCGGGUGUUCUACAGCAUCUACACAGACAUCCUCUAGCGCAAAAGUACUUGACUGGAUUUGUUGCGCUCAAGGAAGAUGACAAGGCGCCGUUGUUGUUGCUCGAGCGGGCACAGUCUGAUUUGUGGCGUUUGAUUGAAGAGGCAAGGACUGAAGCAGCGCGUGAUGCACCAGUCUUUGGGGAAGUUGGAUGGCGAGCGUUAGCGCUCUCUGCAGCGUCCUCUGUCGCUUACUUGCACAGUAUUGGCUUCGUGCAUGGCGACAUCAAACCUGAAAACUUCUUGGUAUUUGGAUCAGGAGACGAACGAACGCUGAAGCUUACUGAUUUUGAAGCAGCGACGAGUACGGAUCCCACUUCUCCUUUUGCAGCGGAUAAGCAGACGGGGGGUAUCGCAGGGACACACUAUACAACUGCGCCUGAACUGCUACGAAUGGACGCAGGCGGUUCAACAACAGCCUCAGAUUGCUUUGCGUUAGGUGUGACACUACUGUGCCUGGCUACGGGAGAGCAACCUUAUGCUGGUGCUAGAAAUGGGAUUGAGAGUGUCAUGAUGGCACAGUCUGGGAAUCCUGUUCGGUAUGCCCAGAAUCAAGGCAGAUUGGUGCCGCGUGUCUUGGAGAUUGUACAAGGAUUAUGUUGCAAGAAGCCCGAGGAGCGAUGGAGUGCAGAGGAGUGUUUGCGUCGGUUGGAGGCGAUGUAGAGAAGAGAGCUAGUUGUGACUGUAUCAAUCCCGUUGCCAU